AUGUUUGGACGCCUCAAAUCCGCUGGUCUGCGCGAUAAGCUGGCCGGACAUUGUCUCCCUGGCUUUGUGCCAUCCGCAACCUCAUUUCCACAUGCUUAUCCCCCGCCAUACACUGGCGUAUCGUUCCUCGAUCACAUUCUUUGCCCCCUUAUCACAUUCUUCCAAGUACUCAUGGGUUCUGAGGAGUCCCUGUCCUAUCUGGCAUACGGAAUUGGAAUCGGCGCGCCACUGGUAUUACUUCCCGCAAUUGAGGCGUACCGUACGGGGCAAAGUCUAUUUCUCGCGUUUCCCGUAAUAUGGGGUCUCCUCACUCAGGUAGCGACUGUUGGCGCAGUCUUUCCACUAUACUGGCUGACGGUCAUUAUGACUGGAGGCGUCAAGAAAACGCGAAAUUACCCAUCCGGUUCCUUCAAACAGGCAGAAGCAGAAGCCAUCGUUUUCGGUAUCAUCGUCGGUGCGGCCAUACCGUCCGUGGCCAUGCUGGUGAUGGACGACCCAUCAAUUAUUGCAUUGUGGCAGCCAUAUCCCGCCUAUGUCUCCGUUGCCCAGUUCCUCCACCUUCGAUUCAGACCCUCCUCGAAAUAUUCACAUUCAGGAUUUAGGACCAUGCAGGUGCUAUAUUUGGGCUGCCUCCUCAUUUCUUCUUCUGUCCACGUCUCAACAAUUUGGCCUCUCUUGGGCAACAUCAGCCAGACGAAGGCAUUCCUCAUCCCAUCACUGUCACCCCUUGACCAUGCUGCAGAUAUGCGCGUCCAUAUUCUCGAAUUCUUGAAGUGGGACAUUCUCAUCGCAUAUUCGGCGACAGCUCUGGCCUUGCUUUGGUUCGCCCGGAGUGCCAUGCAGCUCGUUGGUAUCAUCGUUUGGUAUAUGAUAGGUAUCCCACUUUUUGGCUUUGGUGCUACUGUCAUGGGAGUGGCGAUCUGGAAGGACGAUUUGUUAGGUUAA
Cyclocybe aegerita is the source of this 945-nucleotide messenger RNA. Lineage: Eukaryota; Fungi; Basidiomycota; Agaricomycetes; Agaricales; Hemipholiotaceae. The record is from the annotation of a GenBank genome assembly.